Aspergillus homomorphus CBS 101889 is the source of this 561-nucleotide messenger RNA. Its product is annotated as thioredoxin-like protein. Gene Ontology annotation, biological process: glutathione metabolic process; L-phenylalanine catabolic process. The transcript has a single exon. Bases 39 to 455 code for a protein of 138 amino acids. The record is from RefSeq and is a predicted model, not a curated record. Lineage: Eukaryota; Fungi; Ascomycota; Eurotiomycetes; Eurotiales; Aspergillaceae. Gene Ontology annotation, molecular function: maleylacetoacetate isomerase activity; glutathione transferase activity.
CAACGGAAGACAGAUACCUUGUGAUUACGUUUCCCGAAAUGACCGUCCACAACACACAAACCUAUCAUUUAUAUUCCUACUUCCGGUCGACAUGCACAAAUCGCGUCGUGAUUGCCAUGCAUCUCAAAGGAAUUCCAGUUGAGCAUACCUACAUUGACCUUGGCAAAGCGGAGCAUGAACGCCCUGAAUUCGAGGUGCUCAACCCAAGCAAAUCUGUACCUGUCCUGGUGAUCAAAGAUAGUAAUGGAAAUGAGACGGUUCUCACCCAAUCUAUCGGAAUCCUGGAGUACUUAGAAGAAAGCCUGCCCACACUGACACCACUGCUGCCUCCCAGCGGGGACGCUGUGCAGCGAGCCCGGGUCCGAGAAAUGGUGAACGUCAUCACCAAUGACAUCCAACCGAUCAACGACGGGCGUGUUGCCAAGAGAGUGCGUGCCAUCCGCGGAGAGGCGUAGGACCAGAUCAAAUUUGUUCGAGAGGGCUUCCUGGCGGGUUUGAUGGCGUAUGAGAAACUGCUGGUCAAGAAUGAAGGGGUGUUCUCGGUGGGGGAUACAAUCACCA